GCUCAGUACUUCUGUACCGCUCAUCCCGCUAAUUUCAUUAAAAAUCAUUGAAAAAAAACAACCGCCUAAAAAGCCAAUUAACCAAUGAUCAUCGUGCAUCUAAUUCAGCGUAAGUGAACGAAUGAAAAGAAAAAUUCCAGUGAAGGCUUUGCAGUGUCAACCAGUGCAUAAACCAGUGAUUUUCAACCCCGAGGAUUUUGUAAUAACUUUUAUAAAUCUCCAUCACUCUUCAUAACGUUUUAGAACAGUGUAUAAUUAGUUUUGAUAGUGACUAGAACUGUAUUGAUUGAGGAUAAAAAUCGAGAGAUUAGAGGAGAGAGUGGGGUGUGUUUUGGAGUGGUCCAUCGUCUUCGGCGGUUGUGGAAUGUUUGAUUGCAAUGUGAAUGGAAGUGAGGACUAAAUCGACAUUUGGCAACGCCUGCAACGACGAUCCCUCACUCGAUGGGUCUAUCCCCGUCAUGGAUACCACGUUGAUUCGUCGUAACACAGGAUAAAGGCAAUUUGAGCGAGUUUAGGUUGCCUCGAGAUAGAACUACUAUAAGCAUCUCCGUCGCAUGUCCGCGACGGGACGCCAUCGCAAGAGGAACAGAGAGAAAGGGAGAUUCUGGGGGAUAAUAUUGGAUUGUGGAUUUCCCGGGUCUCACCAUUUCUUACAUCUUCUCUAAUUUAACUGAUUUUAUCGAUGAUUUGUCAAACGAUGCGGCGAUUUUUAUAUCUGUUGGGUACGUGACAGUAGUGGACCCAGUUUAUCCUGACAUUUGUUGACUCGAGUGGUUCCAUAGGGGAGUGAGUGGAGUUAUCACUCCAAUCCUGCUGUGAUAAUAAUUUUUUGGAUAUUAUUGUUAGAUGUUGAUUAUUGGUUACUUAGGAACGUACGGCGGUGCAAUUUCUUUUAAGUUUCAAUCGUGAUAGAUCUGUGGUGCAAUAUUUCCCGGGAGGAUUAAGGUGGUCUGUGCUGUGUGAAGUGGAUAUCGAGAUAUUUUUUAACGAAGUAUUCAGGAUACAGUGCUCGGAGGUAUUGUUUGUUGGGGAGAUUUCAGUGAUUGAUACUACGGGAAUGGAGUGUGCUAGUGAAUAUUAUAGCGAAAUAUGAGGACUACGCCCUUGGGAUUAUCGUGCAACACGAAUUUUUGUGAAAAUGAUGCUCACGAGGGUGUUAUUGGUGGUUUUGCUCGCUGCAGGCUCCAGAUGCAUGUGCACAAACGGAUACACCGGCCAGAACUGCGAGAGCAAGUACAUACCCUGUGAUCCGUCGCCAUGUUUGAAUGGAGGAUCUUGUAGCCAGUUGUCUCCACUCACGUACGAGUGCCACUGUCCUGAGGGUUUCGAAGGAAAGGACUGUGAAGUGAACUCUGACGACUGUCAUGGCAAUCUCUGUCAAAAUGGUGCGACCUGCAUGGACAGAAUCAACGAGUACUCUUGUCUGUGUCCACCAGCUUUCACGGGUCCUUAUUGCGAGCUAGAUGUGGACGAGUGCUCAUUGAGACCGUCUCUCUGCCACAAUGGUGCAACAUGUACAAACUCACAUGGUAGCUAUUCCUGCAUCUGUGUCAAUGGCUGGACAGGACCCGACUGCAGUGUCAACAUCGAUGACUGCGCUGGUGCUGCUUGUUUCAACGGUGCAACGUGCAUCGACCGAGUUGGCAGUUUCUACUGUCAAUGCACCUAUGGAAAAACAGGUCUUCUCUGCCAUUUGGAUGACGCUUGCACGUCGAAUCCGUGUCAUCAGGGUGCAAUAUGCGACACCAGUCCCAUAAACGGAUCAUUCACGUGCUCCUGUGCCAGCGGCUACAAGGGCCUCGACUGCUCUGAGGACAUUGAUGAGUGCGAACAAGGGUCGCCUUGUGAGCACGAUGGAAUUUGCGUCAAUACCCCUGGGUCUUUCGCUUGCAAUUGUACGCAAGGGUUCACUGGACCGAGGUGUGAGACUAAUGUCAACGAGUGCGAGAGUCAUCCCUGUCAGAAUGAUGGAUCCUGUCUCGAUGAUCCGGGGACCUUUCGAUGUGUCUGCAUGCCAGGGUACACCGGAACCCAAUGUGAAAUAGACAUAGACGAAUGCGCAGCAAAUCCCUGUCUGAACAAUGGUCGUUGCACAGACCUCGUAAAUUUAUUCAAGUGUGAGUGUGCCAAAGGCUUUGCCGGUACGCACUGCCAGAUAAAUAUUGAUGACUGUGCAUCAUCUCCGUGCAAAAAUGGUGGCACAUGUCAGGAUUCAAUAGCCAAGUACACGUGCGAAUGCCCACCAGGUUUCACUGGUGCAUCGUGCGAGACAAAUAUCAACGACUGCCAGUCAAAUCCCUGUCACAGUGGCACGUGCAUCGAUGGCGAGAACUCCUUCACCUGCAGUUGUUUCCCAGGUUUCACCGGGAAACUGUGUCAAACCCAGAUUGACGAGUGCGAGAGCAAUCCCUGCCAAUUUGGAGGUCGUUGCGAGGACAGAAUCAAUGGGUAUCAGUGCAUAUGCAGACCAGGAACCUCUGGAACCAACUGCGAUAUCAAUGUCAAUGAGUGCUACAGCAAUCCCUGCAGAAAUGGUGCACGCUGUGUGGAUGGCAUCAACAGGUACUCUUGUGAAUGUGAGCCAGGUUUCACCGGUCAGCAUUGCGAGACAGACAUAAACGAGUGCUCGAGCAACCCCUGCGCCAACGGUGGUCGUUGCAUCGAUCUGAUAAAUGACUACCGUUGCGAAUGCCCACGUGGAUACUACGACGCACGUUGCCUCAGCGACGUGGACGAGUGUGCUAGCAAUCCGUGUACAAACGGAGGUCGUUGUGAAGACGGUGUAAACCAAUUCAUCUGCCACUGCCUCCCAGGAUAUGGUGGUAAACGCUGUGACGUGGACAUCGACGAGUGCGGCUCAAAUCCCUGCCAACACGGAGGUCUCUGCAUAGAUCACCUGAAUGACUACAGUUGCCAGUGCCUAGCGGGUUACUCGGGCACCAACUGCGAGACAAACAUCGACGAUUGUGCUACAAAUCCUUGCCAAAACGGCGGCUCGUGCAUCGACCUGGUGAACGAUUAUAAAUGUGUCUGCGAGCUUCCACACACCGGACGCAACUGCGAGGACAAACUGGAUCCCUGCUCACCGAACAAGUGUUUGCACGGUGCAAAGUGCUCUCCAUCCUCAAACUUCCUGGAUUUCGCGUGCACCUGCACAGUUGGCUACACCGGGCGUCUCUGCGACGAGGACGUCGACGAGUGUAUAAUGACAUCGCCCUGCCGAAAUGGUGCGACCUGCAGGAACACAAAUGGUUCUUACCACUGCGCCUGUGCCAAGGGCUACGAGGGCAGGGAUUGCAUAAUAAACACCGAUGACUGCGCCUCAUUUCCCUGUCAAAACGGUGGCACCUGUCUGGAUGGCAUUGGGGACUACACAUGCCUCUGCGUCGAUGGAUUCAGUGGCAAACACUGUGGCAUCGACGUCGACGAAUGCCAAUCGUCACCCUGUCAAAACGGUGCCGUUUGUAAUCAAUACGUCAACUCCUACACCUGCACCUGUCAAUUGGGAUUUUCGGGGAUCAAUUGUCAGACCAACGAUGAGGAUUGCACCGAGAGCUCUUGCAUGAAUGGAGGAAAGUGCAUCGAUGGAAUCAAUAAUUACACGUGUGUAUGCCAGCCAGGGUACACUGGAUCGAACUGUCAAUAUAGGAUCAACGAGUGUGACAGCUCACCCUGUGCUAAUGGGGCCACAUGCCACGACGAUGUCAAUCAGCACUACACUUGUCACUGCCCUUAUGGAUACACUGGACAGAGGUGUGAUAUUUUCGUCGAUUGGUGUGCUGAUAAGCCCUGCGAGAAUGGAGCCACAUGUGUUCAGCAUAAGAACAAGUAUCACUGCAACUGCUCACCCGGAUGGACUGGAAAGGUUUGCGAUGUGGAGAUGGUGUCCUGUAAGGAUGCAGCAAUACGUAAGAAUGUCCCGGAGAACUAUCUCUGUAAUAAUGGAACCUGUGAGGACAUUGGGAAUAGUCACAGGUGUCACUGCCUCGAGGGAUACACCGGGUCUUACUGUCAGGAGGAGAUCAAUGAGUGUGACUCAGCUCCAUGUCAAAAUGGAGCUGUCUGCAAGGACCUGGUGGGUUCUUAUCAGUGCCAAUGCACCAAGGGAUUCCAGGGACAAAACUGCGAGCUCAAUGUUGAUGACUGCAGGGCAAAUCCCUGUCAGAAUGGAGGGACUUGUCAUGAUUUAAUCAAUAAUUUCAGCUGCUCGUGCCCUCCUGGUACUGUGGGCAUUCUUUGUGAGAUCAAUCCUGAUGAUUGUGUACCUGGGGCUUGUCAUAAUAAUGGAACGUGUACUGAUAAGGUCGCUGGGUUUGAGUGCAAGUGCCCGCCGGGUUUUGUAGGCCCCAGGUGCGAGGGAGACAUCAACGAGUGUCUGUCGAAUCCCUGUGUGGCUCCAGGCACUCAGGAUUGUGUUCAGCUUGUUAAUAACUAUCACUGUAAUUGCAAGCCUGGGUACAUGGGACGUCACUGCGAGGCCAAAGUUAAUUUCUGUGAUAGCUCACCCUGUCAGAAUGGAGGAGUCUGCACUGCCAAACAGGCGGGACACACUUGUCUAUGUCCUAGUGAUUAUUAUGGUCAUAAUUGUGAAUUUGCUGGGUCUUAUUGUGAUACUGAUCCUUGUCUUCAUGGGGGCACUUGUGGUGUCGCUGCCACGGAGAUGGGGUACAGGUGCUACUGCCCUCCGGGAACCUCUGGCACUCAUUGCGAGAUCGAUAUCAAGGACGAGUGUGUAAGCAAUCCCUGUCAGCAGUCUGAUGCUAUCUGUCAGGAUCUUGUGGGGGAUUAUGCCUGCUCGUGUCCACCUAAGUGGACUGGCAAAAACUGUGAAAUUUAUGACAAAAACGGACGUGGGGGAAUCUUUGGAAGACCUGCAUCCAUUAUUCCUCAACGUGGAGAGAUUGAACAGGAUCUGGAACGUGAACGGAAGAAGUGUGUGGAGAACAGGUGUGAGGAGAAGUCCAGAAACCACAGGUGUGACGAGGAAUGUAACAGGUAUGCCUGCAACUUCGAUGGUAACGAUUGUUCCCUGGGUAUCAACCCCUGGAGAAACUGCACCGCGAGGAUUAACUGCUGGGACGUCUUCAUGAACGGCGUUUGCGACGAAGAGUGUAAUAACUCCCAGUGCCUCUUCGAUGGUCGCGACUGUGAGAAAAAACUCGAAAAGUGCAAUCCAAUUUACGAUGCCUACUGCCAGAAACACUAUGCGAACGGUCACUGCGAUUACGGUUGCGACAAUGAGGAAUGCAACUGGGAUGGAAUGGAUUGUGAGGAGGAGCCUCCAGCCCUGGCUGAGGGAGCCCUAUCAGUAGUCCUGAGGAUGGACAUGGCGAGUUUUCGAUCGAACGCUGUUGCCUUUUUACGACGCUUUGGCCACGAAUUGAGAACAACAUUACGAUUGAAGCAAGACGAGUUGGGGAACGACAUGAUUUAUCCCUGGAAGGGGUCAAGGGACCCUUCGAUGCACGGAUUCUUCGGCCGCCCGCAGAUGUACCCAGACAAUCAGAACGGAGUGAUCGUUUACCUGGAGAUGGACAACAGAAAGUGCUCUCUGACGCAAGGAGCUGUCUGCUUUCUUUCAGCAACUGAAGCCGCUGAAUACCUCGCAGCUACAGCCUCGAAACACACCCUCUCCGGGGAUUUCCCUAUCGAGGAGGUGCGAGGGGUAGUGGGACCGCCAGACUACUCGGAUUCUCCUACAAAUUACAAAUAUGUAUUCAUCGGUGUUGUAAUUGUAAUCCUCGGUGGGAUGUUAGUGGGAGUCCUGGUGACAGCCCAGAGGAAACGAGCAGUGGGUGUCACUUGGUUCCCAGAUGGUUUUCUGAGGACAUCCGCAGGGAGUGGACAGAGAAGAAGAUCGAGGAGACGAGGACCUGAUGGCCAGGAGAUGAGGAAUUUGAAUAAACAACCGUCAGUAAAUUGCAUGGAUCUGGACGUGGGGAAUGGCAGGGUACAGCAGUGGUCGGAUGACGAGUCUGACCUGCCACCUUCCAAAAGGAUGAGGGCCAUCGAGCCAGGAUAUGCCAGUGAUCACACAGCUGUGACUGAUUACGAGGAGACAGAGCCAAGAAUGUGGACACAGCAGCACCUGGAUGCAGCUGAGAUAAGACGUCCAGAGGCGGGUGUACUGACACCACCGAGUUUAGAGCACGGCCAGGAUAUUGAUGCCAGGGGCCCCUGCGGAAUGACACCACUGAUGGUCGCCGCGGUGCGUGGUGGAGGCCUAGAUACUGGAGAGGAGGAGGACGAGUCAGAUGGAACAGCUGCUGUGAUCUCAGAUCUUGUGGCACAGGGAGCAGAUCUCAAUGCCACCACCGAGAAGAGUGGAGAGACGAGUCUUCAUCUGGCUGCACGAUACGCCAGGGCAGACGCUGCCAAGAGGCUCCUCGAUGCUGGGGCUGAGGCCAAUUCCCAGGAUAACACUGGCAGAACACCACUCCAUUCUGCAGUGGCAGCUGACGCCAUGGGAGUCUUCCAGAUCCUCCUGAGAAAUCGUGCGACGAAUCUCAAUGCCAGAAUGCACGAUGGAACAACACCCCUAAUACUGGCAGCCAGGUUGGCCACUGAGGGAAUGGUCGAGGACCUCAUAAACGCUGAUGCUGAUAUCAAUGCAGCUGACAACAGUGGAAAGACUGCCCUCCACUGGGCGUCAGCUGUCAACAAUGUGGAUGCUGUGAAUAUUCUCCUCGUCCAUGGGGCGAACAGAGACGCCCAGGACGACAAGGAUGAAACACCGUUAUUCCUGGCAGCGAGGGAGGGCUCCUUCGAGGCCUGCAAAGCGUUGCUAGACACAUUUGCCAAUCGAGAGAUCACAGAUCACAUGGACAGACUGCCCCGAGACGUUGCCUCUGAGCGUCUCCAUCACGAUAUCGUCAGACUCCUCGACGAACACGUCCCCAGAUCCCCUCAGAUGGUAUCAGUGAUACCCAAUGGACCACUGAUGGGCUCACCCAAUCAUCCCCAACUGAUAACCCCUCCAACUGUGAUUGGCUCAGCGCCAAAACACUCAAAAGCGAAGAAACGACCGAAAGCUGGUGCCUGCAAUCCCAACAGUCCCGAGUCGGAGGGGGCUGUUACAGCGAGGCGAAAAGGCUCGGUGAAAAAAGUACCAGCAAAACGUGGUGCCCAGCCCCCAAACCAGGAGAUCCCUCAGGGAGCGGAGGGAGCAGAGGGCAAUCUACCGAGUCCCUACGACAGUGCAAGUUUGUACAGCAAUGCUCUCCCCCUCGUAGGCCACACAACAGCAAAACAGCCACCACCCUACGAGGAUUGCAUAAAGGGACAGACGAUGCAGGGCCUGCAACAGCUGGGCCUCGACACAUUCACAACUAAUUAUGGUUUGCCGAAUUUUCAUGACCAAUUGCUGACGCCACAUCAGCGUCAGACCCAGGGAAUGGUGAAUACGUUGUCGCCACCGUACAGUAAUCAGUCACCACCGCAUUCAGUGCAGUCCAACAUGACGUUGUCACCACAGGCGAGUUACAUGGGAUCGCCAUCACCUGCAAAGAGCAGGCCAUCACUUCCAACGUCACCAACGCAUAUUGCUGCCAUGAGGCAGGCGACACAUCAGAAACACGGGGGAAUGCCACCUGUGGGUUUUGACUUUGAUAAUCUACCGUACUCAGGCCAGCAGAUGCAGGCCAUGCAGCAGGGACAGAUGCAACAGCCACAGCAGAGCAAUCAGCAGUACUAUCAGUAUCUGACACCACCGUCUCAUCAUUCUGGGCCCGAUGUCACACCUCAGCAUCUCAUGCAGGCACCUGAGAGCUUCCCUACACCAUCUCCUGAUAGCCCUGGACACUGGUCCAGCAGUUCACCACAUUCUAAUAGUGACUGGUCCGAGUGCAUGGCUUCACCCAAUGCUUAUGGCACUGGCGGACAGCACCAAAGCAAUAAAGGCUCCGAGGCUAUCUAUAUUUGAGGGGCUCAGGGAUUCUCCAUGGGGAACAGGCAGGAUUUACCGAUUUUUUUUUUCAGGCGAGAAUCGAGAUUUUAGGGAAAUGAUGAUAAAGACCGCAAGGGUAAUUUUUUAUUUAGGUGGUAGGACAGUUUUUGAAGCUACGUUUGAAUCUCAGAAGGAUAAAUCAAUUUUUGUGGAGCUUUUUUCUUAGCUGUCGAUCCAAUUUCGAAAAAGGUCCUUAGGAACUCAGAGAACCUGUCGACUUAUUAUACUUUAUCUCUUCGCUACUGGAAUGUAUAUAACGUGGACCAAUUUCAUAUAUUUAGAAAAUAUAUGGUUUUUGUAUUAACUGAUUCUGAAUGUUUAAAAUAUAUCUUUAGAAAUAUAUAUUUUUUCUUGGUAGGGAAUUUAAAUUCAGUAGCUAAGUCAUGAAGUGAGAUGAGUCGAAUGUUUCUUAAUUAUCGAUUUCAGGCAGAGACUCAAAAUAGUAAUUCUUCAGAUCUAUUGAUAAUAACAUAUAAAGCCGUGACAAAAUUAAUUUUCUGUUCUAUUUCAAAAGUAUUUACUUGAAAUAUAAUUCUAAUUAAAUUCAAAGAAAUAUUAAAAUGAUUAUUUUCCAUUCUCGCUUGCCCUGAAAUUAAAAAAGUUUCUGCUGCCUUCACCCCGUGUAUGAAUAUCUCUUUAACAAAGACUUUUCAUAUUGAAUCAGAGACACGACGUACUCGUUUACUGAGACGUAUUGGAUUAGGAUAUUAUAUUUUUUAUAGAAAAAAACUUUGGAGUGGUACAAUUUUUGGAUUCGAGGUGCCUUCUACAUGAUAAGUGAUCAGCUUUUUCUAGAAUUUUUUGAUGGGCCUCUGGGUGAGAACAACCUGAGACGUUGUAAAUAAAUUCAGUCGAGUUCUGAAAAAAAGUUGGUGUAAUCGUGCUAGGGUUCUUGAAUUUAGAUUAUGUAAUAUUUCUAUUUAAUGUAGGAUAGCACGAUUGUAAUGUGUCUCUGAGACAAUUUAAGGGAUCGUUCGAAUAUUCUAAUCACCACUGCCGAGUAUUCGCUAGCAUACUGAUUUAAUUUUCAAAUACUCGAGGAAUUGUGGAUUGUGCCUUUGAAUUUACAUAAGUGAUAGUGCAGGGAGUAAAGAACGUUUGGUGGACAGGGACAGAGAAUUCCUGGGGUCUCCUCCGACUUAUUGUUCCAUACAGACAUUCCAAAAAAAAAAUAUUUCAUUGGAA
Molecule: messenger RNA, 9130 nt
Organism: Fopius arisanus
Lineage: Eukaryota; Metazoa; Arthropoda; Insecta; Hymenoptera; Braconidae
Gene: N
Product: neurogenic locus Notch protein
Exons: 7
Coding region: 1139-7921 (2260 amino acids)
Biological process (GO): cell differentiation; multicellular organism development; negative chemotaxis
Cellular component (GO): membrane
Molecular function (GO): heparin binding; Roundabout binding; calcium ion binding
Source: RefSeq, a predicted model, not a curated record